AAAAAGACCAAGGAUUCGAUGGGAUUCAAAUACACAUAUCUAGUGAUUGGGCUCUCGGCCAUCGCAAUAAAGUGUGACAAAUGCGUGGCGGGCUUAACAAAACAAUUUUGAUAGAGAAACAAACUAAACAAUGCUUACUUCGAAGGAAUACCGAAUCAUGCACGUCAUCAAAAAUUGAACGCGCGAGCUCAAUUUAGGAGACAUGUUAUCAAAUUGAUGAACGAAAUAGGUAAAUCAUUAUCGAUAAAAUAAGCACCAGAAAUAUGAAGUCCACACGUGUAAUCACAAAUUAAUCUAAAUGUAUUUUCACAGUCGGCAUAUUCAGCCAAAAAGAAAAAGUCUCAAGACGUACACAUCCCUGUCGUAAGUCCUCGAGACACGCUACUUCUCAAUGAUUCAUUCAGAGUCUUAUCGACUUUUUCGCGAAUUUCAUUCUUUAUGACCUCGUAAAGUUUUGAAUGAAAACUGAAACAUUGCUAGAUUUGGGUUUACGCACUUUUUCGACCUACGAGGUGUUAAAUAUUUUUCAGUUGAACCACUCUUUAUUGAAAUUUUGUACAUAUUAAUUUUUCAAAAUAAUAAGGUUUUGUGUCUUAUACCAUACAGUCAUAUGGACUUAAGUUUCAUGUCGGUUUUACAUUUCUGAAUUGCAUUUUUCCCAAAACUCAUUUGUCUAAGUAAUGAUUUUCAUGCCGUUUGAUUCAUUCAAAGCGCUGAUAUUUUCAGUAAUUUGUACUUUCGUUAUACCUCAGUUGGUGUCAGGAGGAGCAACCGAAAGCCCUGCUCUGGCCGAACUUCGCCAGGUUCUUGGGGCAUACGAUCCGUGCACCCUUGAGGCGGGAGCGAAAGCGCCCCUCGACGGGCAGAAGCACAAAUGCGCGGAACUAUUCCAGAAGUUCAUCGCCCUGCCGGCGGACCAGCGGUACAACUGCCCCGACGCUAUGGACUCUGACUGCCGAAAAGUAGGCGACAAGUGGAACUGCACGGUCCUCGCGCGUCCGAUGGGUAAAAUGGUCGACGCCUCCGUCUACGAGACGCAGCCCUUAGCCGCGUGUCUGGGCGGCCUUGAGGAAUGGGUCAGUCAACAGGAGGCCCGAGGGAACACGAUCCCGUGGGUCAAGAUACUCAAAGGGAGGCUCUCGCCACCACCGGAAGGAACUAAGUUCACAAUUCCCCCUCAUCUUUAAACCUGGGAAUGGAGGAAUCUGCACUGAAAAUAUAUUUCAAACCCAGGGCUAGGACCUAGUAGAGGUCUUGUCUAGAGUACUUGACAUGGUAACGGGUAUGUCGGGAUACAGUCACCUUUUGGCCACAGUAUCACACGUGCCAUGCAACGUUUCAAAAUUUCCGCCGCCAUUUUAUAUUUUUACAGAGAAAUGGACCGCUAGACAUGGUACGAAUUAGAAUUUAAGCAAUCUGAUACUAGUUUCUUAACCAGAAUGUCACG
Bemisia tabaci is the source of this 1447-nucleotide messenger RNA. RefSeq lists its product as uncharacterized. Lineage: Eukaryota; Metazoa; Arthropoda; Insecta; Hemiptera; Aleyrodidae. The record is from RefSeq and is a predicted model, not a curated record.